Hippoglossus stenolepis (Pacific halibut) is the source of this 4535-nucleotide messenger RNA. Its product is annotated as AFG3-like protein 1. The transcript is spliced from 16 exons. The record is from RefSeq and is a predicted model, not a curated record. Gene Ontology annotation, molecular function: ATP hydrolysis activity; ATP-dependent peptidase activity; ATP binding. Gene Ontology annotation, cellular component: membrane; m-AAA complex. NCBI's taxonomy places the organism in Eukaryota, Metazoa, Chordata, Actinopteri, Pleuronectiformes, Pleuronectidae. Bases 147 to 2447 code for a protein of 766 amino acids. Gene Ontology annotation, biological process: mitochondrial protein processing; protein-containing complex assembly.
GUCGUAUGAUCCCGUUGACAUUUCACGCUGUUGCUCUUCUUCAAUAACGUUUGCAGCAGCGACACAGCGAAGCUUCCUGACGGGAGUUAAACGAGCAGAACCGCGGGGGUUUGUGACUGAGCGGCUGGGCAGGCGACAGACGGAGGAUGUCUCAGGUGCUGAGGCUCCUCUCGGCAGUCGCUCUGCCUCUCUGCCGGCCUGGGGGAACCCGGGCUCGGCUCUUCGCGGUGAGCGCAGGACGGCUCUUCACAGCAGCAUAUCGGAGCUCCGCUGCCCCGAACGGCUAUCGGAUUCCAGCUCACUUCCCAUUCAGUCGCAGAUUCCAGACGGCACAGCGACGACUGUACUCCAGUGAACCCAAAGAUGGAGGAGGAGGAGCUGGUGGAGGAAGAUCAGGAGGAGGGAAUAGAGGAGGAGGUUCAGGAAAAGACUGGUGGAGCCGAAUGCAGAAGGGUGACUUCCCGUGGGAUGAGAAGGAUUUCCGUUACAUGGCGAUCACCGUGGCCGGUGUCAGUUCAGCUCUACUCUACUUCUUCUUCAGGGACAGUGGCAGAGAGAUCAGCUGGAAGGAUUUUGUCCAUCGAUUCCUUGGCAGAGGCCUGGUGGACCGGUUAGAGGUCAUCAACAAACAGUAUGUCAGAGUCAUCCUGGUGCCGGGAGCUGAUGCUGAUGCGAGCUACGUUUGGUUCAACAUCGGCAGCGUUGACACGUUUGAGAGGAACCUUGAGGUGGCGCACGCGGAGCUCGGCCUGGAGCCGUCCCACCGAGCCACCGUAGUCUACAGCACUGAGAGCGAUGGCUCUUUUAUGAUGAGCAUGCUCCCCACCCUGCUGCUGAUUGGUUUCCUGUUGUUCACUCUGCGACGAGGACCAAUGGGAGGAGGCCCUGGUGGCGGGAGGGGCGGGCCCUUCAGCAUGAGUGAGUCAACAGCCAAAAUGAUGAAGGACAGCAUUGACGUGAAGUUUAAGGAUGUGGCCGGCUGCGAGGAGGCCAAACUGGAGAUCCUGGAGUUUGUCAACUUCCUGAAAAACCCACAGCAGUACCUGGACCUCGGAGCCAAGAUCCCCAAGGGUGCUGUGCUAUCUGGUCCUCCUGGGACGGGGAAGACUCUGCUGGCCAAAGCCACAGCUGGAGAAGCCAACGUUCCCUUCAUCACUGUCAACGGCUCUGAGUUCCUGGAGAUGUUUGUGGGCGUCGGUCCAGCCAGGGUGAGGGACAUGUUUGCCAUGGCGAGGAAGAACGCCCCCUGCAUCCUCUUCAUCGAUGAGAUCGAUGCUGUUGGGAGAAAGAGAGGAGGAGGGAACUUUGGUGGUCAGAGUGAACAGGAGAACACUCUGAACCAGCUGCUGGUGGAGAUGGACGGUUUCAACACAUCUACUAAUGUAGUGGUCCUGGCUGGAACCAACAGACCUGACAUCCUGGAUCCUGCUCUGAUGAGGCCGGGGCGCUUCGACAGACAGAUCUACAUAGGUCCUCCAGACAUCAAGGGGAGGGCAUCCAUCUUUAAAGUUCAUCUUACACCAAUCAAACUGGACCCAACGAUGGACAAAAACCAUCUUGCCAGGAAGAUGGCUGCUGCAACACCAGGAUUCACUGGAGCUGACAUCGCUAAUGUCUGCAAUGAGGCGGCUCUGAUUGCCGCCAGAUACCUGAGCCCAUCCGUCAACGGCAAACACUUUGAACAGGCCAUCGACCGAGUCAUUGGAGGUCUGGAAAAGAAGACUCAGGUCCUACAGCCCACAGAGAAGAAGACUGUGGCAUAUCACGAGGCCGGCCAUGCCAUCGUGGGCUGGUUCCUGCAGCACGCCGACCCACUGCUGAAGGUGUCGAUUAUUCCACGUGGGAAGGGUCUGGGUUACGCUCAGUACCUGCCUAGGGAGCAGUACCUGUACAGCAAAGAGCAGCUCUUUGACAGGAUGUGCAUGAUGCUGGGAGGGCGCGUGGCCGAGCAGGUGUUCUUCGGUCGGAUCACCACCGGCGCUCAGGAUGACCUGAAGAAAAUCACACAGUCUGCCUACGCUCAGGUGGUGCAGUUUGGGAUGAGCGAGAAGGUUGGGCAGGUGUCAUUCGAUCUGCCCCGGCAGGGUGAGAUGGUCCUGGAGAAGCCGUACAGCGAGGCAACAGCCGAGCUGAUAGAUCAGGAGGUUAGAGAGCUGGUGGAUCGAGCUUACGCGCACACGAUGCAGCUCAUUCUGGAAAAGAAGGACCUGGUAGAGAUGGUGGGGCAGCGUCUCCUGGAGAAAGAGGUUCUGGACAAGGGGGACAUGUUGGAGCUGCUGGGCCCGCGGCCAUUUGAAGAGAAGUCAACGUACGAGGACUUUGUGGAGGGGACUGGGAGCUUUGAGGAGGACACAAGCUUGCCGGAGGGCCUCCGAGACUGGAACCAGGACAGAGGAGGGAAUGCCGAAGAGACAAGCCCGGCUCAGGAAAAACAGCAUGCUGUGUAGAGCAGGAAGUCAUUUUUCAUCUCAGCUGCAAAAACUCAACUCGGUGUGGAUUUACUUUUACAGAGCCAGGGAGGUGAUUCAUUCAUAAAUGAGUAAGUUCAAAGGUCCAGUGUGUAGAAUUUAGGGACAUCUAGUGGUGAGGUUGCAUGUUGCAGCUGAAUGCCCCUGACCUCACCCUCCCCUUCCAAACAUGGAAGAACAGAUAGAAUAGAUAGGACCCGCUCCCAGUGUUAAUAUAAAGUAUUUAAAUAUAAGGGGCUCAUUGUAGGGUAAAGAAAAAAACAAUUCGUACAAUUUAGAUGAUUACACAAUAGUGAAAACACAGGAUUAUUUUAUGUAUAGAUUCCUUUCACCUAAAUCUUACACACUGGACCUUUUUAAUGAUUCAAACCCUCAAAUGAACAACUCCAAUUCCUGAUAGCAGCAAGUUCACAGCUUCAUCCAGUGUAUCCCCUCAACAGUUUUUUUAUUUUAUUUUUUUUCCUAAUAAAAAUGAAGGAACAGGGCAAAUGAAAUGACAUGUUUCAUUAUUGGACAUGAAUUUGCUCCAGAAUGCCUUAACACACCCAUCAAACAGGAGACCAACCACGAUCAGAUUUUAAUCUUCCUGAAUGGACUGUAAAUGAUUCAUAUUUACAGUGUGAUAACAGACUGAUUAUAUCUUUUUAUUUAUUUCAUAAAGGCAGUUCUGCUUUCUGACUGCCUUCCUUGUAAUGAGAGAGGAGCCAAGUUCAACCUUUCUGCAGCUAAUUUCAAAAACCUUUUUACAGGUUACAAUAUCUUGCGAGUUGAUUUGACGUUUUUAUUUAUUUUUAUUUUUUGUUUCCUGCAGUUGUAUUUACAACAUUUCAAAGUGGGUGCGGCUGUUUUCCUGUGUUAACUCCUAACACUGACAUGUUUCAGUGAACAGGUCAGUUUGGAUGUAUUUUCUACAGAAACACCUCGAUGCUGUAAAAUGAUGUGUAAAUGUUUGUAUAAAUUCUGUGUGAUAAUGACUCGACAGGAAGCUGCUACAUCACAUCAGCCCAGUGAAUAACAGCUUUAAUUUUUCAGUGCUUGCCGAAGAAUUUCUGCUGGAACAUUUGCUGUUGAAACAAAAAUCCCCCGAAAACAUUGAUCAAAAAAUCUGUUUCUAACAUCGUCAGGCAUAGUGACUGCUUCAUCUUCAACAUGGAUUUCUCUAUCGGAGUAAAAGGCUUGCUGUAUUUGUUUUUUGUGUUUUUACAACAUUUCCCUUGAAGAGAGCAUAACCAAUUACACUUCUCUUCUCAACCUGAUGUCUGCCUCUAUUCUCCAGAGGAAAUUCUAAACACUGCAUUUAGUAACUAAAGCCUUUUAUUACUUAGGACUUUCUCCUAAAUGUGUACAGAAAUGUAAAACGGAGUUAUCACCUGUUAUACGUAAAAACAUCUUCCUCAUAAUUUUCUGAUCUAAAGUAAUUAAAUUUAAACGUAUUGCACAUUUUUGACUUGAUUGGAUCUAAAUGCAGCUACUUGGUAUAUUACAGGAGGACAAAUCCACAUGACAAAUAUAUCCAUGAUGUUUAACAAAAUUUAAGGCGUUCAAAUUUUAUUUUUAACAGACUUGUUGAGGCCCGUCCUUUACAAAAGGGAUGAAAUCACACAAAGGUUUGCGUGAACUUCUGUUCAAAUCUUCCUGUUGCAGGCCUUUUAUCAAUAGGCAUUCUGGGAAGUCUAGGAAAUAUUUGGCUGAAGUAGAAGUUACUGAGAUCAGGGCCCACAGCAUAAGUAUUACCAAUAAAAGUUACUAUGGGGGAUUUUUUUCUCCUUCUGAAUGUAUUGUCAUCUUUGUCAUUACUACACCUGUCCAGCAGGGGGUGACCUCACUUUAUCUGCAGGAGGGUGUGACUGACACGUGAACGUUCUGACAUUAAACAGCUGCUUAGUCUUGUUUUAAGUGAAAUGUUUUAAUGACUAAUCGAGUUUCCAAGAAUCUGAAUCAGUCACACCCUCUCGUGCAUGAACCGUGUCAAAGAGCUGAGGUCUGAUUAGAAGAGUAACUUCUGUCAACUUAGUCAAAGCAAAAUGACUGUGUUGAAAUAAAUUCCUUUGUUAUAUUUAACCUUGA